Solanum dulcamara is the source of this 1315-nucleotide messenger RNA. Its product is annotated as probable glycosyltransferase At5g11130. The transcript has a single exon. NCBI's taxonomy places the organism in Eukaryota, Viridiplantae, Streptophyta, Magnoliopsida, Solanales, Solanaceae. The record is from RefSeq and is a predicted model, not a curated record. Gene Ontology annotation, molecular function: glycosyltransferase activity. The coding region runs from base 106 to 1149 and encodes 347 amino acids.
ACUCCAAACAACUGAUAAUUGAUAAAUUUAUUAACUCUCAAAAACAUACAAUUCUAUAAGCUAUAGAGACGAAGGGCUCUGGCUUAACAGAUUCAAGGUCCUCAAAUGGCAACUUUCACUAUCUCAUUAUGUUUUCUACUCUGCUUCAGCUUCCUUUUUGUCUCUAUUCAUUCUUCUUCGUCUUCGCCUUAUCUCUCUACGUCAACAUUUACGAAGAAUUACAAUAAGAUGCUUAUGAGUUUCAAAAUUUUCAUAUAUCCAUCGACUCAUCGCAUUACUUUUUAUACUCCAGCAGCUUCAAAUUUCUACAAUUCCCUCCUUAAUAGCCCGUUUGUAACGCGCGAACCAGAAGAAGCUCAUCUCUUCUUCGUGCUUUUCUCUCCUGAGAUAACCACUCGUUCUCAGGCGCGUCUUGUUCGAGAGCUGAGAAAGAAGUAUCCGUACUGGAAUCGGACGUUAGGAGCUGAUCAUUUCUUCAUCUCACCGGAAGGAAUUGAUUUUUCUUCUGAUAGGAAUGCACUCGAACUGAAGAAAAAUUCAGUUCAGAUUUCGGUUUUUCCGACUAUUUCAGGUAAUUUUAUACCUCAUAAGGAUAUCAGUUUGCCACCGGUGAGCACAUCCUCACUCGUACUCUCCCACGCGCCGGUGAAAACGGAUCCGUCGUUUCUAGGUUAUCUAAAAUGGGAUGGGGAGACGGAGGCGGAGUUGGUGGAGGAGUUGAGGUUGGAUCCGGAGUUCGUCGUUGAAUCUGAGCCGUUAGAUCAUGUAGGAAGAGUGAAGAGUAGUAAGUUCUGCUUGUUCUUCUACGAAGCUGAAUCGACAGCAUAUAUGACGGAAGCAAUGGCGGUAGGAUGUGUACCGGUAGUGAUUGUCGACCGUCCGGUUCAGGAUUUUCCGUUGAUGGACGUAUUGAGAUGGUCGGAAAUGGCACUGUUGAUCGGAAACCGCCGUGGAGCUCAGGGAUUGAAGGCGGUCCUGGGCGGUGUACCGGAGGAUCGAUAUGAGCGGAUGAGGGGAUUGUGUGUGGCGGCGGCUCAUCAUAUGGUGUGGAACGCGGAACCUCAGCCGUAUGAUGCUUUUCAUAUGGUGAUUUAUCAGCUGUGGAUGAAACGGCAUACGAUUAGAUACAGUCGGAGGGAAGAAUUUUAAGAGUUGAAAAUUAAACUUGUUGCUUGUAGAGUUAGUGCAUAAUUAAUAAUACUAAAUCCUAAUUAAUGGUUAAUAAAUUGUAUGCUUUUUUAGAAUGAUUGUUAAUUUGUUUAAUCCCUAAUCAAAAUUGUCUUCUUUGGAGCUGACAAACAAGAUAAUAAUGGUG